AUGUUCAUGGACCUACCCCUAGUGGGUACCAGUGUACCCACCAUCCCCGAAGAAUCGCGGGAAUCCACCCCAGUAGUCAUAAGAAGAGACUCGAGCGAUAAAGCUUCUGACGCUAGCGUAAACGCGGCAAAGACAGAGGCCCCACAGCGUACCCCUGUGGCACCCCGACGGAAUUCCAGUUCGGCCGCUAGACUCGCCAAACAGAGGAAUUCGGAUAGCGUAAACAAUGGGUUUGCGGGAACCGAAUCCAGCGUCGCGACGGUUAGUAGCAAAGCGUCGAGCGCUGAUGAGCGUCUGGCUCAGCGUCGCAAGUCUUUGGUUCCGAUGUCAAGCAUGGAGGAGGAGAAUCUGAGGGAGAGAUUACGAUUGGCGCAGCUGAGGCAGUGCAGCGUUAUCGUACACAAGGAGGCGAGAUAUACCAGGGAUACUUUCAGGAGGCUGUUUCAAAAUAAGGUAAGGAUUUUGUGUGUUUGGUUGUCCAUCAGUUAUUUCAUCAAUCAGUUGAAUGUGAAAUGGUUAUUGAAACACACGACGUUUCAACCCAGUGGGCCAGUGGCGCAGGUAGGAGGAGGCUUGGGGGGGCUAUGA
This is a messenger RNA of Phaedon cochleariae (mustard beetle), 588 nucleotides long. The record is from the annotation of a GenBank genome assembly. Lineage: Eukaryota; Metazoa; Arthropoda; Insecta; Coleoptera; Chrysomelidae.